AUGGCGACUUUGAUAGAUUGGGUCCGAAAAAAAUUUCAUCCACCUCCUGAAGUUGGCAGUCACUUCCUGAGAGCAGGUCUCACUCAGCGAGGUUAUAGCAAGACACACUAUACGCUUAUUAAAUCAAGAUAUGAAAGCACAAUGUUUAGUUAUAAAAAUGUAUCGGAUAGGACUAAACAUAUUUCAACUGUUCGUCUACAGGAAGAAGCUGGAAAAGAACUGAAGUUUCCUGUCAAAAUGCAACCGAAUUUGGUUCGGCUUAUAAACUGGACAAAUCCUAAAUAUCCUAUGAACGUAAAGUUUGUAUUAGAGAAUAAAGAAAUCUGUGUGUUUGUGAAAAAAUUAACUGUGCUUGUAGUGGUGAAUUCUGCAACAAACCACUAUGAUCGAAAGCAAGCUAUUAGGAAAACUUGGGCUAAUGAUACUCACUAUGCUCAUUUGGGUACCGCCAGAGUUUUAUUCCUUCUUGGUAGAAGUGUUAACCCAUCUGUCCAGAUACGUGUAGAAAAAGAGUUCAAAGAAUAUGGAGAUAUUUUACAGGGUGAUUUUAUUGAUGGCUAUUUAAAUUUGACAUUCAAGGGCGUUAUGUGUUAUAAAUGGCUUACAGAACGUUGUCGAAAUGCUAAAAUGAUAUUGAAAAGUGACGAUGACUUGUUAGUGAAUAUGUUCGUUUAUUUUCGGAAACUAGAUGAGCUGUUGCCGUCAACGAACGUUUACUGUGAGUUUCAACGAAGUGUAAUAUUUAGAAAUAAACGAAACAAGUGGUAUGUCAGUAAAAACCAUUUCAGGGGUGAGACAUUUUAUGAUCGAUAUUGCACAGGGAAAUUUGUUAGUAUGAAAAAUGACAUAAUUCCGUCAUUAUAUAUAUCAGCAACUAAAACUCCAUUUUUCCCUUACGAUCAUGUGUUAUUGUUUGGCUAUGUUAUGGGAAAUGUACAGGGACUCGGGUAUGAAACGAUAGGAAAAAAAAACUUUGACUUUAAUAACAAUAUGGCCAUGAAAUGUUUGAAAGACCACAAGAACAAAUGUAGCAAGUUUAUUAUGAGUGCCUGUGCAGAAGAGAUGGAAGUCACGUGGUUUACGAUUCUGAAAUACUUUCGUUGA
Messenger RNA from Mercenaria mercenaria, 1104 nucleotides. Its product is annotated as beta-1,3-galactosyltransferase 1-like. The transcript has 2 exons. Gene Ontology annotation, molecular function: hexosyltransferase activity. The coding region runs from base 1 to 1104 and encodes 367 amino acids. Gene Ontology annotation, cellular component: membrane. The record is from RefSeq and is a predicted model, not a curated record. NCBI's taxonomy places the organism in Eukaryota, Metazoa, Mollusca, Bivalvia, Venerida, Veneridae.